Messenger RNA from Betta splendens (Siamese fighting fish), 3608 nucleotides. RefSeq names its product CSE1 chromosome segregation 1-like (yeast) (gene cse1l). The record is from RefSeq and is a predicted model, not a curated record. Bases 169 to 3084 code for a protein of 971 amino acids. The transcript is spliced from 25 exons. NCBI's taxonomy places the organism in Eukaryota, Metazoa, Chordata, Actinopteri, Anabantiformes, Osphronemidae. Gene Ontology annotation, cellular component: cytosol; nuclear envelope. Gene Ontology annotation, biological process: protein export from nucleus; protein import into nucleus. Gene Ontology annotation, molecular function: small GTPase binding; nuclear export signal receptor activity.
CAUACAAGGGGCGUGUUUCACAGUUUUGUUUGACAUCUGCGCAUGCGCAGUGGCCUGACCGCGCAGUUCCUUUUGCUCCAGACGUUUGAAAGCUGGCACGACUAACGCGGCUGUGCGGGUAGCGGUGCCUCUCCAUCCCGUUCUUCGUGAAGUCUGUAAGUUUCAAGCAUGGAGCUGAAUGAUGCCAACCUGCAAACCCUCACAGAAUUCCUCAGGAAAACUCUGGACCCAGACCCUGCUGUGAGACGUCCAGCUGAAAAGUUUCUUGAGUCUGUGGAGGGAAACCAGAACUACCCCUUGUUACUACUCACUUUGCUGGAGAAGUCACAAGACAACGUGAUCCGUGUCUGUGCUGCUGUUACGUUCAAAAACUACAUCAAAAGAAAUUGGCGCAUUGUUGAAGAUGAACCAAACAAAAUUUCAGAUCCAGACCGGACAGCAAUCAAAGCAAACAUUGUAAAUUUGAUGCUUAGUAGCCCUGAACAGAUUCAGAAACAGUUGAGUGAUGCCAUCAGCAUCAUAGGGAGGGAGGACUUCCCUCAAAAAUGGCCUGACUUGUUAACCGAGAUGGUCACCCGCUUCAGAAGUGGAGAUUUCCACAUUAUCAAUGGAGUGCUUCGUACAGCUCAUUCUCUCUUUAAAAGGUACCGCCAUGAGUUCAAGUCAAAUGAGCUUUGGACAGAGAUAAAGCUAGUGCUGGAUACUUUUGCUCUACCUCUAACAGAGCUGUUCAAGGCGACAAUUGAGUUGUGUCAGACUCAUGCUGCAGAUGUGAAUGCCUUGAAGGUCCUCUUCUCUUCCCUCACACUCAUCUCCAAGCUUUUCUACAGUCUUAACUUUCAGGACCUUCCUGAGUUUUUUGAAGACAACAUGGAAACUUGGAUGACAAAUUUCCACGGCCUUUUGACUUUGGAUAAUAAACUUUUACAAACAGAUGAUGAGGAGGAAGCUGGUCUCAUAGAGCUGCUGAAGUCUCAGAUCUGUGACAAUGCUGCUCUAUAUGCCCAAAAGUAUGAUGAAGAAUUUCAGCCCUAUUUACCUCGCUUUGUGACUGCUAUCUGGAACCUCUUAGUAUCUACUGGCCAGGAAGUCAAAUAUGACCUGCUUGUAAGCAAUGCAAUCCAGUUCUUAGCUUCAGUCUGUGAAAGACCACACUACAAACAUCUUUUUGAAGAUCAGAAUACACUCACAAGCAUUUGUGAGAAGGUCAUUGUACCCAACAUGGAAUUUAGAAGUGCGGAUGAGGAGGCCUUCGAAGAUAACUCUGAGGAGUAUAUCCGCAGAGACCUAGAGGGAUCAGACAUUGACACUCGGCGUAGGGCAGCAUGUGACUUGGUGAGAGGCCUUUGUAAAUUUUUCGAGGGUCCAGUCACAGCGAUCUUCUCUGGCUAUGUGAAUUCAAUGCUGUCAGAAUAUGCAAAGAACCCUGGAGAAAACUGGAAACACAAAGAUGCUGCCAUCUAUCUGGUCACGUCGCUAGCAUCUAAAGCACAGACACAGAAGCAUGGAAUAACACAAGCUAAUGAGUUGGUGAAUUUGACUGAGUUCUUUGUGAACCACAUUCUUCCAGACCUAAAAUCCCCCAAUGUUAACGAGUUCCCAGUGCUGAAGGCAGAUGCCAUCAAGUAUGUGAUGAUCUUCAGAAGCCAGCUUCCUAAGGAGCAGCUGCUAGAGGCCGUUCCACUACUACUAACUCACCUGCAGGCAGAGAGCACAGUGGAGCACACUUAUGCUGCCCAUGCUUUGGAGAGGCUGUUCACAAUGAGAGGCCCCAACAACACCACUCUUAUUACACCUGCAGAGAUGGCACCUUUUACUGAACAGCUACUCAACAACUUGUUCAAGGCACUGGCUCUUCCUGGUUCUGCAGAAAAUGAAUACAUAAUGAAAGCCAUCAUGCGCAGCUUCUCUCUACUGCAAGAAGCCAUUGUCCCCUACGUUCCCACACUGAUUGGUCAGCUCACUCAUAAGCUCCUCUUAGUCAGCAAGAAUCCCAGCAAGCCUCACUUUAACCACUACCUGUUUGAGUCCUUGUGCUUGUCUGUGAGGAUCACCUGCAAGUCCAACCCUACUACUGUCACCAGUUUUGAGGAAGCCCUCUUCCCUGUUAUCACAGAGAUCCUUCAGAAUGAUGUCCAGGAGUUUCUUCCAUACGUGUUCCAAGUGAUGUCUCUUCUACUAGAGAUCCACGACAACUCUAUUCCCUCGACCUACAUGGCUUUGUUUCCUCACCUGCUGCAGCCCGUUCUUUGGGAACGAACCGGAAACAUCCCCCCUCUGGUGCGUCUGCUUCAGGCUUACCUGGAGAAGGGAGGAGCCGCCAUUGCCACCGCUGCUGCAGAUAAAAUACCGGGUUUGCUUGGAGUUUUCCAAAAGCUUAUUGCCUCUAAGGCCAAUGACCAUCAAGGCUUUUACCUUCUCAACAGCAUCAUAGAGCACAUGCCACCAGAAUCAAUCAUUCAGUACAGGAAGCAGAUCUUCAUUUUGCUUUUUCAGAGGCUACAAAGCUCUAAAACCACCAAGUUCAUCAAGAGUUUCCUGGUGUUUGUGAACCUUUAUUGUGUCAAAUAUGGAGCUAUUGCACUUCAGGAGGUUUUUGACUGCAUCCAGCCAAAAAUGUUUGGUAUGGUGUUGGAGAAAAUUGUCAUUCCAGAGGUUCAGAAAGUUUCUGGAGCAGUUGAGAAGAAGAUCUGUGCUGUUGGGAUUACAAAAAUUCUCACGGAGUGUCCUGCUAUGAUGGACACGGAGUACACGAAACUCUGGAUUCCACUGCUGCAGGCUCUCAUUGGUCUAUUUGAGUUGCCGGAAGAUGACAGCAUCCCAGAUGACGAGCACUUCAUUGAUAUUGAAGACACCCCAGGCUACCAGACAGCGUUCUCACAGCUGGCCUUCGCCGGAAAGAAGGAGCACGAUCCGAUCGGAGAUGCUGUGGGGAAUCCAAAGAUCCUGCUAGCACAAUCACUCCACAAGCUUUCUACCGCCUGUCCGGGAAGGGUUCCAUCAAUGUUGAGCACCAGUCUGAACGCAGAAGCCCUCCAGUUCUUGCAGGGCUACCUACAGGCAGCCACGGUGCAGCUGGUUUAAUCUAAGAGGUUGGCACUGACAUAAGGAGACCACCACACACUGCAGGAGCGCGGCCCCAGUGUCCCUGGGCUCAGACCACCUUCAGCUCAACUUGUCUUUACAGAUUUGGUUUGACUUCAGUUAAAUGAUAGAUUUAUCUGAGUUUCAGUGUGUUCUCUGACGGAUGGAUUUUAAGGGUUUUUAAAUACAUGACCAAAUGUUACCAUAACCGAAUAACUGUUUUGAGUUUGGGCCCUUUGCUCUGUGGCAGAGGCUAACAUAUGUUUGGAUAAACUUUGUCAGUUUAUUUCAACAGCUGCCGCCGGCGCAGACGUAAUUUUGAACGGUGUUGUGCUACAUCUGAUAUCAUAUGGGACGAAUCCCAUUGGCGCUUGUUCUGUAUGUUUGAAUUUACAGUUGUGGAGACUGUCGUUUGUGGCUCAAACAUAAUGCUUAACCUCUUUGUGUUGCAUGUUUCCUCUAGUCUAGUCUUAAGUCUUUGUUUCUGCACAGUUUAUUAAUGUGAAUAAAAAAGCACUUGUAUA